Molecule: messenger RNA, 1420 nt
Organism: Cydia splendana
Lineage: Eukaryota; Metazoa; Arthropoda; Insecta; Lepidoptera; Tortricidae
Exons: 2
Coding region: 27-770 (247 amino acids)
Molecular function (GO): nucleic acid binding; zinc ion binding
Source: RefSeq, a predicted model, not a curated record
AUCAUGUGGAACCCAAGCCUUCGUUUAUGGCCGAGAGGUACCGUUUCCGGCUGCGGCGUCAGGGCGAGGAGGAAUCCGUGGCACAAUACCUCACGGAGCUCAAGAAAUUGUCGAAACAUUGUGAGUUUGAUACGUCAUUAGAGGACAAUCUCCGUGAUCAGUUUACGUGUGGAUUAAAAAACGACACGAUCAAACAACGUCUUUUUGCCGAGAAGAGUUUAACCUAUUCAAAAGCGGUAAGCCUUGCGCUAUCGUUAGAAGCGGCGGAGAGGGACGCAGCGACUGUAGAACGCCCGGGUGCGAGCGAGAGCAACGUUGCCAGAUCAAACAUGGCGUCCGUAAAUUCGAUCACACCGGGACCACGUGGCGGAAAUAAAGGCAAUAAUCCAAAUAACCGACAGAAUAACGGUGCCAGCAUCAGCAAUAGGUCGAACAAUGGCUCCAAAUGUGCAGUUUGUGGACGGGAAGGCCACCGUGAAGCGGAUUGCCGCUAUAGAAAUUUCACGUGCAGCAAGUGUGGGUGCGUGGGGCAUCUAAGGCGAGUGUGCCCGUCUUCGGGCGCAGCUGGCGGCCAGGGUGCUGCCAGGGGGCGCAGCUCGGGCGCCGGCAGACGCGGCGCGGGCGCGGGUGGUCGCGGGCCUCGGCGCGCUUUUCACCACGUCCAGGCGGCACAAUAUGAGACUCCAGGGGCCGACGAGGACAAUUCGUCGGACACUGAAUUUGAAGAAAAUUUGCAUCAUCUCUGUUUGAGCGACUACAGAGCGGUAUAAGGAGCUAUUCAGCGGCGGGUUGGGGCGGUUUACGGGCGGCAAGGCGACUCUUCGCGUGAAGGAGGGCGCGGCACCGGUGUACUGUCGCGCGCGGCCGCUGCCGUACGCGCUGCGCGACCGGGUGGACCACGAGCUGGACGAGAUGCUGCGCAGCGGAGUCAUCGAGCCCGUCGACACUUCCGAGUGGGCCACGCCCCUAGUGCCGGUACGUAAAGCUGAUGGCGGAUUAAGGAUUUGUGCCGAUUACAAAAUAACCCUUAACCCGAAUUUGCUGAUCGAUAGGUACCCGCUUCCAAAAAUUGAUGAUUUAUUAGUAAGGCUGAACGGGGCUCGCGUUUUCUCGAAAAUUGAUUUAACUCAAGCGUAUAAUCAGGUAGAACUAGACGAUUCAAAGCAAUAUACGGUUAUAAACACGCAUAGGGGAUUGUUUAAGUACAAUAGGUUAGUCUACGGCCUAUCUUCUAGUCCGGGUAUUUUUCAGAGAAUCAUGGCUAGUUUACUAAAGGAUAUUCCACACGUAGAAGUAUUUUUAGACGACAUUUUAAUUGGCACACCAGACGUGGCAUCCCAUCUAGUGACAUUGGACAAAGUCUUACAGAAAUUGCAUAGUCAUGGCAUGAAACUAAAAAAAAGUAAAUGUUUCUUUUUUA